Racocetra persica is the source of this 251-nucleotide messenger RNA. NCBI's taxonomy places the organism in Eukaryota, Fungi, Glomeromycota, Glomeromycetes, Diversisporales, Gigasporaceae. The record is from the annotation of a GenBank genome assembly.
AUAAAUCUGUUGAAAGUUUACUAAAAGGAUCAAGGUGUAGAAGUAAAUUGGUUGAACUAAAUUUCUCUAGUAAUUUUUAUAACAAUAACUCUUUCGAAGAUGAUACAGUAGUUGAUCUAAGUGAAAUAGAAUCGGAGGAAUCAGAACUAGAUAAGUCAAGAGAUUCUGAUUAUGAUGAUCUUUACAAUCUUGAAGAUCAUGAACUUCUUGGUUUGGAUGUUGAAUUAAACGAUUCUUGGAUAUUGUUAUAG